Linepithema humile (Argentine ant) is the source of this 7263-nucleotide messenger RNA. The record is from RefSeq and is a predicted model, not a curated record. NCBI's taxonomy places the organism in Eukaryota, Metazoa, Arthropoda, Insecta, Hymenoptera, Formicidae.
CAAGCUCCCUUCAGUCCGCGACGGGCGCAUUGACUCUCCCGUUCAUCUUCGACUCGUCACACACGAGCCGCGCGGGCAUCCUUGGCUCCACCUCCACUUCCAAGGUACCCCACCACUCAGCCCUCUAGCCCCUUCCACACAUCACCCUACGUUGCCCUUCUCCGCUACCAGGGCGCUGCUGCCGAACGGAGUAUUCCUCGCGGCGCGGCGACGGCUGAUCAGUGCGCGACUCGUCGUUGUUGCGGCGAUUGUGCGAGGACGAGGAGCGUUGUAAUAAGUUGUUUCGUCGUCCGUCAGUGCUUGCUCGCUGGCUUUCAUAAGGUUUCGUCGCGCUUGUGACUCGUAACACGGAAGGAAGAAGAAAAUCUACGAUACGCCGGCGUAUUGGCAACGAGAGGAUUCUUCGCGACUUUACAUUUAUACGCGGACCGCGAAGGUUAUUGUUCGCUCCCGGCGAGUCUCAGCGUCUCUUGUCGUCCCACGGAUAUUACUGGAAUAAAGUGUGUCAACGCCAAGUGUGACAAAAAAAAAAAGAAAAAAGUGAGAACCGCGCGUGAGAUAUCGCGUAGAAUAACGCGAAUUGUCAACGACCCCUCGCCGAGGAGUGCGUCGUACGUUGUACACCGGCCAAAUUGUCCCGUAAAUACGCGCGUGCCGCAGUGCACAGUGGGCGAUCGGAGAGUUGGUUUUCCGCCGCGGUUUUCCGAUUCGCGAACAACCAAAUCGGCCUUCGUUUGCGCGCGGCAUUUGCGCGUCGGCGCGCACCUUGCCUCACGUUUGUCGGCUCACGCCGCUUCCGGGCGACGGGGCUUCUUCGUGUGACACCGAAACGGGGCACCGGCACGACGCGAUUCGUGGCUAUGCAGCAGCCCCGCGGCGCAGCGGCGAGCAGGUAACGCCGACGGAGAUACGACGAGUAGAACGCCUCACAUCCGCGCCUCCUCCGCUCACCGAGGAAGCGCCGGCGGCGUGUAAACACCGAGGGAUACGCGACGUGUCAACAUGUGGACCACGAUGAUCGUGUGGACGACCGCCGUCGUUCUCCUGCCGACUCCCCGAAUGGUGCACGCCUCGGGGGUGUUCGAGCUGAGGCUAAAGUCUUUCAUGAACGAGUACGGCAAGGACAGCCUGGGCAAGUGCUGUUCCGGCAACGCGUCCAAGACAGGCGAGUGCUCGGGGGUCUGUAAGACGUGGUUUCGGGUCUGCCUGAAGCAGUACCAGGCUGAGAUCGACACAACGUCGCCGUGUACGUACGGCGACGUCGUGACGCCCGUUCUCGGCGAGAACGCGUUCAAUCUCAGCGCGAAUGUCGCUCUGCCGAGCUUCACCAACCCCAUCAACUUCCCGUUCGACUUCACGUGGCCGGGUACAUUCUCGCUAAUAGUGGAGGCUUAUCACGAUGCGAACAACAACAGCACGGACAAGCCGGCUGAAAAAAUACUGAUCAUGCGGCUGACCACCCAGAAAUGGUUGGACGUCGGGCCGAAGUGGACCGUGGACGCGUACAGAAGCGCCCAUUCGCAGAUGGAGUACGAGUACCGCGUGAUGUGCGCGGCGCAUUACUACGGUAAGGGCUGCGAGAACGUGUGCCGACCGCGGGAUGACAACUUCGGUCACUUCAGCUGCAGUCCGACUGGCGAGCGCGUCUGCUUAUCCGGGUGGAAGGGCUACUACUGCGACGCCGCCCGCUGCCUGCCCGGAUGCGACGAACAUCACGGACACUGCAGUCGACCCAACGAAUGCAUAUGUCACAACGGCUGGAAGGGUUCGCAGUGCAAUCAGUGCGUCCGGUACCCGGGCUGUCUCCAUGGCACUUGUCAGAAGCCGUGGGAGUGCGUGUGCGAUGAAGGCUGGGGCGGACUAUUCUGCAACCAGGAUCUCAACUAUUGCACGAAUCACAAGCCGUGCCUGAACGGCGGCACCUGCUUCAACACCGGCCAGGGCUCAUACACCUGCUCGUGCCCGCCGGACUUCACCGGCACCGACUGCGAGACGCCACUUUUCGACUGUCACUCGAAGCCCUGCCAAAACGGCGGUACCUGCACGCUGGAAUCGUCUACGAGCUAUUCCAACGGCACCGCCGGCGGCGAAUUGUCCACCAGGAAGCAUCAUCGCUACCGUUGCACCUGUCCGCCCGGUUGGCGCGGUCGGUAUUGCGAGACCACGACGAAAUCUUGCCGGGACUCGCCCUGCCAGCACGGCGCGACCUGCGAGAAUGAUUCGACACGCGGCUACUUGUGUCAUUGCCCGGCCGGUUACACCGGCGCCGACUGCGAUCUGCAGACCGACGAGUGCAAACCCAAUCCCUGCAUGAACAACGGCACGUGUAAAGAUCUGUUUAACGGCUAUCAGUGCACUUGCCCGAUCGGCUUCGUCGGCGAGCGCUGCGAGACCAAUGUGGACGACUGUCAGGGGAGUCCAUGCUUGAACGGCGCCACCUGCGUGGAUCAAGUGAACAGCUUUCGCUGUCAGUGCGUGCCCGGUUACGUCGGUCGGAUGUGUCAAAAUAAAGUCGACUACUGCAUAGCGAAACCAUGCGCGAACGGCGGUCACUGCACGACCGGGACCAACGAUUAUCACUGCGCGUGCAAACCCGGUUUCAGCGGCAAGGACUGCAGCGUGGACAUCGACGAGUGCCAAAGCGCGCCAUGCCUAAACGGCGGCACGUGCCGGAACCGCGUGAACGGCUUCUUGUGCGAGUGUCUGACGGGUUGGUACGGUGACACCUGCGGCGAGGUAGCCGGAGCCCGUCCACUCCAUCAGGCAUUACCACCAACUGCAUCAUCAUCAUCCGUGCCUACAUCGAGCACCGGUUAUUGGCCCGGCAAAUUGUCGAAGCACGUCGCUUCCAAGGACGCCAACUUGACUACGGAACACGUGGUGAUGAUCGCUGCUUUGUCUAUCGCGGUUCCGGCCUUCGUGCUGUGCGCCGCGAUCGCCGUGAUGUACAUGAAGAGACGGCAGAAGCGGGAGCAAGCAAAAGCCGACGAAGAAGCAAGACUGCAGAACGAAAGAAACGCCGUGCACAGUAGCAUGAGCAAGCGUAGCGCCAGCACCAUCGGCGUGAUUGGCAGCGGCGGCGGCGGCGGCGGAAUCGGCAUUGUUGGCGCCGGCAAUGGAAUCGGCAGUGUCGGCGCUCUUCUCAGCGGCGCGAGUAGCGGUCUAAUCGGCACCGGCGGUGGCAGUGUUUGCGCACUAGGCACCGGCGACGCGCACAUGAUCAAAAACACCUGGACGGCGAGCAAAAGUGUCAACAACGUGGCGUCGGCAGCGCGCCAGGACGAUCUAGACUCGUCGUUUCAGACCGACGUAACGCUAGACAGUUCUUGUUCGGGCUACAAGCCCGAGCCGGUGCUGCAAGAUUGCCGAACGACAAGGACGACGAAGCAACUGAACACGGAAGCGGCCGCCCAUCGGGCGUCCGCUCAUCUCUACCAAAAGGAGAAGGACUGUCUCGGCCUGGGCCUCGGCAUCGGGGUCUUGGAGAGCGCCAAGAGAUCGUCCGUAUUCACCAGCAACACGUCGGACAGUUGUUGCGCCGCGGAGGCUGCGCUAAUGAAGAGGCCGACGUUAUCAGAGGCCAACGGCGUCGCUGGCGGCGUCAGCAUCAUCGGCAGUGGUAGUAGUGGCCCACCGGGAAGUGGUGGUGGUGUCGCGGACAACAGCAGUUGCGGUGUGUAUGUGAUAGACGAUCAUUACAGACACGAUGCCUCGCUGGCGGCGACGCUCGCGACGGAAGUGUAGUUUAGAGUCCGACGCCGAACGUAUAGUAGACUCCCACUUAGAGUGAUAGAGCGAGAAAGAGAGGAGCGCGUGAGUGAGAUCGGAGCCGGUGCGUGUGCGUGCGUGUGAAUUUAAUGGACCCAACCCCGUUCGGUUCUCUUCGAUUUUCUCGGACGGCGCCGUCGCCGCGACGUUCUCGGGACGCGGCGCCCUUCGUCCCGGAUGCCUAGAAGCGUUUGUUUCUUUUUCUAUUUUUUUUCCUUUCCGUUUUUUUUUUCCCCCUUUAUAUUUUUAUCACAUCUCCUUUUUGCGAGUGCCGCGUGUACUUGUGCAUCCGCGAUCGACAUCGCUGUUUAGGACUUGGCGAAUAUGAAACAUCGGAACGAGAAACGCGAGCGCUGCCUAGUUUGAAUCGACGACGAUUAUGCUGGACGAGAACGACGACGGACUGGCCGAAGACGUUCGAUCGGGGCUGAUUGAGAGGCGUUAGGGGAAUUAUAACGCGAUGCUGUGGGGGUCGGUCGGUUUCCUCGACGGCCGGCCGACCCAUCUCUAGGUAUUAAUAUUAUAUCGUAAAGUGAAAACUCUGUACAGAACUAAUUUAUUAUUAUUGUUAUUUACUUAUCGUAUUACCGAUUGCUAUUAAUUAUUAUUAUUAUUAAUAUUAUUACAUCCCGUAUCGCAUUAUCAUUGUUCCCGGCAUUAGUUCUUUUUCGAAUUUGUGUGACCGAGCUCUCGGCUGCCAGUGCGAGAGUGUGACAGCGAAAAAAAUCUUAUAUGUAUGUGUAUGUCGUAUCCUUGUGAAUGAGCGGUGUGCGCGGUGCGCGUGUGUGUGUAGUUUGCGAGCGAGAAAAUUCCGACAACGGAUCAGCAUCUUGGAACGACGUUGCUGCUUUGCAUUCGAGAUUAACGUUUUUCACUUAACGUUUUUUCUUAUUCCUUUUUUUUUUGUCUUUUUCUUCUUUUUUUUUACAAACGAUGAGAUGCAUUCCUUUUUGCAGUCAAAAUGCCGUGGAUUUCUGAUUAUGUAGCGACGUUCAGUAGCGCGGUCUUAGAUUCGAUGAAAAGCGUGAAAAUUGACGACAAAAAUAAUAUGAAAAAAAGUGUUCGCUCUAAUUCUUCGGGAGUCUUCAUUUCGGUCAUAAUCUCGAAACGGUCGAACAAUUUAUCUCAUCUUUUGAUAUCGUUUCCAUGCUUUUCUUCAGCCGGCCUGAAAAAAAAUGUUUGAAAAGACGGAAAUCAACGUGCGCUUGACGGAGUUCCGCCUUUUUAAUCAGAAAAACCAUUUUGUCAUUCCAUUAUGCCGGAUUGAUCCUGGUUACUCAGCUUAGAUAAAGGUGAUAAAUUUCAAUAAAAUAAACACGUGGGAUAAAAGUGACAAUUAAGCAACGCGACAAUUAAGUAGACUCUUUUGUAGGAAAAAGAAAAAAAAAAUACCAAAAACCGUGAAAGGGAAAGCCGGCGCACGCCAAAGUCCGAAGGUGUCUUCGGUAUCUUUUCAUCGAAAUACAUCGAAUCUCUGUUAAGCUCAAAAACUUGCUUUCGCGGUGUGAGAAAUGCCGAAGAAGUCGCGCGGCGCUGGCUUUUCCCUCAUCGACAAAAUAUUUCCUACGAAUCUUCCGACCACAACACGCAACGGUGUGUUAUUCUUCGACGAAAACACUGCUCGCGCUACGUACGGUUGAACAGGACGAAUAGAUGUGUAUAAAUUAUGCAGAUAUAUAUAGAGAUAUAUAAAUAGAAAAAUAAAUAUAUAUAUGCAAAUGAACAGUGAGAGAUAGAGACCCGACUUCGUCGACGACGGCGUUUCGACGACAAGGCGGUUCGUUCCGAAGCGAUUCAGCGCCGAAGUCAACGAGAGUUUCGAAUCGUUGGGGGAAGCCGAAGGAACGAUUAUCCUUGCGCAAAGGGACGUCGGAUCGAACGUGGCCGCUUUUCUUCUUCCAUUCUACGACGAUUAGUGAAUCGCGUAGUGCGAUCGAUUUUUUAUCCGAAUGCAAACUUUUCCCAAGACGUCUGAAAGAACUGAAGAAUAUCUGAAAAAUUAUAACAUUUUGUAUUACAAAAGUCCUAAGAGAAAUUAUAAUCUUUUAGACAUUUCUUUCAGAUUUUUUUGUAGAUUGUCUUCUGAACUUCCGCGUUUGCGUUUUCAGCACUUUCCGGCUUGUAUCUUUGGAAGGUAGAGAAAUCGAUCGAACUACGAUUGAAGUUUCGCAAGUUUGUCUGUCUCUUUUGCGAUUAUUUACGUCCGGCAGAUGAAUUCGCGAACAAUAGACUCGCGUCAUCCGCGUUCUUUUGUGCAAGAAACGAAAACCCGGGAAGAUCGUUCGCAGACUUUUCGGCUUUCGUGAAUUGAUUCCCGCACGGUUCCGAAGGAACGCCAAACCGCUUCGUUUCGGCGGCCGCUUCGCUGACUUCGUUCGCGAAUACGUGAUAGAUAAGUGACGAUUAUUGUGUGUGUUGUCGCACGUUGUCGAUGAUGAUAACUAAUUAUUUAUUUAUGACUGAUGACUACGAUUGCGACGAUUUUACACAGCGUAAAACAAAAAAAGAAUAAAUAGCGAUUAAGCGCGCCAACGACGACGAUGAUGACGAUGACGAUAUUAUCGCGUUAGAAACGCGUGUGCGACGAGAAAAAGAGAAUGUGUGAGAGAACGAGCGCGCGCAAGAGAGGGAGAGAGUUGUAGCGAACAAAGAUUCGAUGAUGUUCCUGUUACGAAUAAUGGUAAUUAAAUAAACGAAAUGCAAGUACCGACUAAGUCAGGCUUAUUUUCGGGUCUCGUUCGCGCGCGAGGGGGGCGCGAAACGGGGGGGGGGGGCGUUCUCGCGUGUACAACGGUAGCAGCGCGGUUUUUGGCGACCGUACAUACCGCAAUCGCGGAUCGAUCUUAUUUUCUUAUCCGGCUUCCACUUCCCGAUCCUCCAACAGUCGCCGUCGCGCGCGCACAGACGCGGAACGCGAAGCGCGUACGUAUAAAUGCAAGAUUAUAUUGUACGAAUUACAAUGUGUAAUAAAGCUGUUGUCAUUUUUUGUACUUACACUUCUUCGGACGAUUUGAUACGCUAUCGUUGAGCGGUUUCCAAUAUUCCCAUGCGUCUCCUCGCCUCUUCGUCUUUUUUUUCGAUCUUCCGAUCCUCCUCUUCCUCUUUACACAUUUCCGACAUUCAAUAUUCAUUAGACUUUCGAAUUUUUUUUCUCUCCUUUCUUUUUUUGUACUAAUGAUAUCUACGGGAAUAUUGUCCUUCGUCCUCUGCUGAUAGUGGCCUUUCGUUCGUAGCAUUAAUACGAAGAUUGUAAAAACUUUCCCAGGCGUACUCUCUACCCCGUUUUUGUAUAAAAUAAAAGGAUAACACACAGCGUAUACAUACACAGACACACACGCAGCACAUCUGUAUAUUUGUAGUAGAAGAAUUACGAUUAUAUUAUUAUUAAUUAUUAAUAUUAUUAUUAUUAUGAAAACGUGUAAAUAGAUGAAUUGUCAAUAUAACGAUGUCACGCAAAUGACAGUGAACGACUAAUAAUAAUGAUGAUUAAAAAAU